Messenger RNA from Arctia plantaginis, 1017 nucleotides. The record is from the annotation of a GenBank genome assembly. Lineage: Eukaryota; Metazoa; Arthropoda; Insecta; Lepidoptera; Erebidae.
AUGUUGAAGAGCGCAUCUAAGGUGACGAUAAACACCGGCAAUGUGCUAAACCUAAUCGACAUCAAGAAAAAGGCUGGACAAAAUGUUACCGAAGAGCUUUCAGAGAGCAUCAAGCUGACCCUGUCAGAAUGGAGCUCUGUUCAAAACGGCCUUCCAAUCCAAAAUGGUGUUCCGGAGAAUUCGCCUGAAACCUCACAGCAGCACUCGGAUUACAUGGUAGUGUCCACAUCGACAGCCCCCAGUGCCCGUACGGAAACCUUAGUGAAUAUAACCAGGCCUCACGAUGACGUUCACAUCAAAAUGGCGGAAGAGGAACGGAAGAAUCUAAAGAUUGGUGUGAAAAUAUUCAUAAAUGAACAUAGUACGUCGGCACUGACGGAGUGUUUACAGAAUGUGUUCACGGCCCUACAAACAGAGUACAUUGACAACGUGAUCUUGGCGUACAACCCGGACAACGUGAACAGCAGACAAGCCAGGAACGAUGACGACAAUGUGAAGAACACAUCACACAGUACCAAAGCCUCUCCCAUUUCUCUCGGUAGUAAUAUGAAUAUUUCGAGCACGGAUGGAGAAGCAGACAACGAUGCUGAUGCUCGCAAAUGUGAAGCUAUUCUCCCUGGCAUUAAAGUGUUGUGGGCUGUGCUAGAAGAUUAUGUAAAAGAAGGUCGCGUCCAGCAGCUGGGCGUGGCGGACGUGGGCGGCGGCUGCCUGCGCAAGCUGCACGCGUGGGCGCGCGUGCGGCCGUCCAUCGCGCAGAUCAACCUGGCGUCGUGCUGCGUCGUGCCGCCCUCGCUGCACACCUUCUGCCGCGCCAACGACGUGCAGCUCCUCACGCACGCCGACCCACCCGACCUACUAUCACAAGCUGCGGUGAAAACAUUAUCAGACGCUGGAGUCGGGUGCAAUAACCUCGAUUGGUGCGCCCGUUACCAAGUUCACAUAAAAUGCAGGGGAGUUCUCGCACUCAAAGGAUACGUUUGCAAGGCCACGAUCGCACCCAAGCUCGAAAAGAAAUAA